AUGGAGAACUGGGGCCGGGAGAGGGAGGAAACAGAGUCCCAGAAUGAGUGGGAUUGCAAGGGGACUGCCAAGGGAAGAUAUCGCGCAUCUAACCCAGGGCAGUUUGAGACUGACAGCGAUGUGCUGUGGCAGCGAGGCCAGGUUCCAGAGGCAAUAGCCUACCAUGGUCGCGUGGGAAUUAACACAGAUGCCCCAGACGAAGCGCUGGUUGUGUGCGGAAACGCCAAGGUUAUGGGCAGAGUCAUGCACCCCUCUGACAGCCGGGCGAAGCAGAACAUCCGGGAGGUGAGGCCCCUGCGGUGCUCAGGGCACUCCUGUGCCCUGCAGCGCGUGGGCAUCGCUGCUCCCACGCGCGAAGCAGCCCCUGUCGACACAAAUGAGCAGUUGAGAAGAAUAACACAAAUGAGACUGGUGGAAUAUGACUACAAGCCUGAAUUUGCAUCUGUUAUGGGAAUAAAAGAUACCCAUGAAACAGGGCAAGAUGUCCAUGGAGCCUUGGAAAAUCCCAUGGUGGAUACAAGCCUGUUGGAAGAAUUAAUUAGUAGUGACAUAGAGUUUGGAACUUUGCAAAGCCAGUUGCCAGACUCCCCACCGGACUCUGGUUCAGAACCAUGUUCCCCACCACAGCUACAAACAACUGUAAAGGAUUGUGCUGCUGAAGUGCAAGAAUAUGACAGUGAUGGACAGAAUGCAGCUUUGGAAAAAUGCUGUCAAGCUCUUACAUGGCAGCCAUAUCAAACUUCUCAGUGGAACAGCUUAUUUGACUCUAAUUACGAAAAAUUACCUGCUGUAGGAUAUCACAUUGUCACAGAUAAAGGAUUUAAUUUUUCAACAGCAGAUGAUGCCUUUGUGUGCCAAAAGAAGAAUCAUUUCCAAAUCACGGUUCAUAUUAGAAUCACUGGACAUCCAAAAUAUGUCAAAACUCAGCAGGGGAGGAAACUAAUAGAAAAGUUUUACUUGAAAGCUUAUGGAAUUAAGGUGGAAGCUCCAAAUGAAAUAGUUGCUAUUGAACAGUCUCAAUCAGAUCGAAGCAAAAAAACUUUUCAUCCUGUUAAAGUUGAUCUGCCAGGGGACCAGAUAACUAAAGUAACACUAGGACGGCUGCAUUUCAGUGAAACGACAGCAAAUAAUAUGAGAAAAAAGGGGAAACCUAAUCCUGAUCAGAGAUACUUCAUGCUGGUAGUUGGACUGUAUGCUGUCUCUCAGGACCAGUUCUACUUACUAUCUGCAAAUGUCUCUGAAAAGAUCAUUGUGAGGGCAUCUAACCCAGGGCAGUUUGAGACUGACAGCGAUGUGCUGUGGCAGCGAGGCCAGGUUCCAGAGGCAAUAGCCUACCAUGGUCGCGUGGGAAUUAACACAGAUGCCCCAGACGAAGCGCUGGUUGUGUGCGGAAACGCCAAGGUUAUGGGCAGAGUCAUGCACCCCUCUGACAGCCGGGCGAAGCAGAACAUCCGGGAGGUCGACACAAAUGAGCAGCUGAGAAGAAUAACACAAAUGAGACUGGUGGAAUAUGACUACAAGCCUGAAUUUGCAUCUGUUAUGGGAAUAAAAGAUACCCAUGAAACAGGAAUAAUAGCCCAGGAAGUGAAGAGGCUUUUACCUGAAGCUGUUAGAGAAGUUGGAGAUGUUGCUUGUAAUGAUGGAGAAAAAAUAGAAAACUUCCUCAUGGUUGACAAGGAUCAGAUCUUUAUGGAGAAUGUUGGUGCUGUAAAGCAGCUUUGUAAACUAACAAACAACCUUGAAGUCAGAAUAGAAGAACUGGAGCAGUGGAACCGGAAACUGGCCAGGCUGAAACGGAUCAACAGUUUAAAGUCAACAGUCAGUGAAGAGAGCAAAGUCAGGUACCUCUGGCUGGGAUGUUCUCUAAUAGUUGUCACACAAGUUGUUAAAGUGAUCUCUGAAGCGAUAGAAGGGAAACCCGAUUUUGUUUGUUUAUCAAAGACUAAAGAAUCUUGUUCCGUGAAGAUUUUCCGGGUGACUAUAAUAGCUUUGAUUGCUAUUAUGGCACUAUGUGCUUUGACAAUAUGGAGCCUAUAUUUACUUAGCAUUCGUGACAGCCGUUUUGAAAAACAGCCAGUUUACAGCAAUAUUUCAAGUUCUGUCCCAGUUUCUCCCGCUACUACCACAACAGCAUUGCAGAGUGAAAGCACAGUUUCUCAGACAACACAACCCACCAGCAGGAUCCCUGAAGUGAAUUUCUGUGACAUUUUACCUUGUGACAAGGUCUAUUGUUGUCCAAUUCAUCACCCAAAAGUCAAAUCUCUAAGUUAUGAAAAAAAUAAUGCAAAGGAGAAACGAAACAAAAGUGAUUUGUUACCCAAACGAGAUCCCCUCAAAAAACCUGGUGGAAGACCUGAUCUUGGAAAUGACUGGAUUGAUACAACAAUCAGUUCCAUACAGAUUUUGGAAACUCAGCAAAGCAUUGACAAGCGCUAUUGUAGUAAAAAUUUGCAGUGCAGCUCUGGAAACUACAGCUAUGUUAUUCCUAUUAACAAAUACAUGCCCACGGAUGUAGAAAUCUCACUGGAAAUAAACACCACAGAACCAUUAAUUAUAUUUCUCUGCAAAGUCACAUUUGGAAAUUAUUGCUCUCAUUAUUCUUCAAGCCAAAACACUAGGAAGAAUUUCCAAGAAACCACACAGGGACGGCAGCACAUUUGGGCUCUCCCUGUGGCUAGGCUGUAUGACAGCGCAUACUCCUUCCGCGUAGCUGUGCCGGGUUUUGCUAGCUGCUCAACAGACCGUUACUUUGCUGGAAUGUUUUUUACUGAUUACUACUUCUACUUUUAUCGGCAAUGUAAUUAAAAUGUUGCUGAAUAUUCUGUUCUUUGGGGAAAAGAUGAGGAAACACUUAAUAUGAAAAAGAGACUUGCAAAUAAUCCUGGAUUUUUUAAAAAACCUCUUUCUGGAUUGUAUGGGAUUUUCUUGGGUUUUUUUCACUUUUAAAUUAA
Messenger RNA from Lonchura striata (white-rumped munia), 2951 nucleotides. The record is from RefSeq and is a predicted model, not a curated record. NCBI's taxonomy places the organism in Eukaryota, Metazoa, Chordata, Aves, Passeriformes, Estrildidae.